Molecule: messenger RNA, 3269 nt
Organism: Sorex araneus (European shrew)
Lineage: Eukaryota; Metazoa; Chordata; Mammalia; Eulipotyphla; Soricidae
Gene: RTN1
Product: reticulon 1
Exons: 9
Coding region: 186-2519 (777 amino acids)
Biological process (GO): endoplasmic reticulum tubular network formation; neuron differentiation; brain development
Cellular component (GO): neuron projection; postsynaptic density
Source: RefSeq, a predicted model, not a curated record
CGAGGCGCCGAGAGCGGCAGGCGGCGGCGCGGCCGGAGUUGCAGCAGCGGCGGCGCGGACACCGCAGCCUCCCCGAGCCCGAGUCCCGGCGGGGGCAGCAGCCCCGAGCGCCCGGCCGCCCCGCCACCGCACCCCGGCUCCGCCAAGCCGCUGUCGCCGCGCCGGGGGUGGGGGGAGCUCCCGCCAUGGCCGCGCCGCCCGAUCCCCGAGACGAGCAGCUGCCGCCGGCCGGCCCCGGGUCCCACUGGGUCGGGGACCGGGGGGAGGGGGAGGCCGAAGCGGUGACGCCGAAAGGGGCCACGCCGGAGCCGCGGGCCGGGGAGCCCGGCCCGGGGUUGGGCGCCACCGGGGCUGGCGAAGCGACGCCGCGGGGACCGGGCUCGGGCCCCGCCCGGCCGCCGCCCGUUGCCAUGGAAACUGCAUCCACAGGUGCCCCAGAUGUUUCCAUGGACCGAACCUUUUCAGCUGAGCCAAAAGACGGGGAUGGAGCGUGCUACACGUCUCUGAUUUCUGACGUCCGUUACCCGCCUCAGGAGGAUUCCACGUAUUUCACUGGCAUUCUUCAGAAGGAAAAUGGCCACGUCACCACAUCAGAGAGCCCUGAGGAGUUGAGCCCCCCGGGGCCCCCCUUCCCGGAUGUGCCUGGGACGGAGCCUCCUGGUUUAUUUAGUUCUGAUUCUGGAAUAGAGAUGACUCCUGCAGAAUCCACUGAAGUGAACAAGAUCUUAGCAGACCCCCUGGACCAGAUGAAAGCAGAUGCCUAUAAGUACAUUGACAUAGCCAGACCAGAGGAGGGGAAAUGCCAGGAGCAACAUACCCCCAAGCUCGAAGAGAAGAACUUGGACUUUAAGAAUGAGGACCCUGAAAUCUCAACGAAGUCCAAAGAGGCCCGUGAGCCUGAGAAGCCUGCUCCUGUGGAGGGGAAAAUCCUCAAGGACCAUUUAUUUGAAGAGUCCACUUUUGCCCCUUACAUAGAUGAUCUCUCAGAAGAGCAGCACAGUGCUUCUCUGGUCACUGCCCCCGUCAAAAUCACGCUGACUGAGAUUGAUCCUGCCAUUGAAAUGGCUUCCCAAGAGCAGAGCCCCGAAAAGCAAGAUAUUUGCCUGAAACCAAGCCCUGACACAGUCCCCACUGUCACUGUCUCAGAGCCUGAAGAUGACAGCCCAGGAUCGGUCACUCCCCCAUCUUCUGGGACAGAACCAUCUGCCGCGGAAUCCCCGGGGAAAGGCAGCAUCUCGGAGGACGAGCUGAUCACUGCCAUCAAAGAAGCCAAGGGGCUGUCCUAUGAGACCACCGAGAGCCCAAGGGCCACGGGCCGCGGGGCCACCAAGCCCGAGGCCAAAGCCAGGUCGGGGCUGCCCACCAUCCCAAGUCCCCUGGAUCACGAGGCCAGCAGCGCAGAGUCGGGAGACUCGGAGAUCGAGCUGGUGUCCGAGGACCCGCUGGCCGCCGAGGACGCGCUGCCCUCGAGCUACGUGACCUUUGGCCACGUGGGCGGGCCCCCGCCGUCGCCGGCGUCGCCGUCCAUCCAGUACAGCAUCCUGCGCGAGGAGCGCGAGGCCGAGCUGGACAGUGAGCUCAUCAUCGAGUCCUGCGACGCGUCCUCGGCCUCGGAGGAGAGCCCCAAGCGGGAGCAGGACUCGCCCCCCAUGAAGCCGGCCGCCCUGGACGCCAUCCGGGAGGAGCCGGGAGCCCGGGCCGAGGAGGGCAUGUCCAGCCCCCGGGGCCUGGCCCAGCAGGGUCCCGUCCACACCUUCCCUGCGGCCGCUGCCCCCCCGGGCCGCCCGGAGCCGCCAACUGCAGAGGCAGCCCCGGCGCCCGCUGGACCCCCAGUGCCACGGAAAUCUGACGACGCGGCCAUGACGUCCACCUCGAGCCCCGUGGCCGCGAAGGGCCCAGAGCCACAGGGGCCUGGGCUGCCGCCCACUCUGCUGUUUCUCAAUAAGCAGAAAGCUAUUGACUUGCUCUACUGGCGGGACAUCAAGCAGACUGGGAUAGUGUUUGGGAGCUGCCUGCUGCUGCUCUUCUCGCUCACCCAGUUCAGCGUUGUGAGUGUUGUGGCCUACCUGGCGCUGGCAGCGCUCUCCGCCACCAUCAGCUUCCGCAUCUACAAGUCUGUUUUACAAGCUGUGCAGAAAACCGAUGAAGGCCACCCGUUCAAGACCUACCUGGAGCUGGAGAUCACCCUUUCCCAGGAGCAGAUUCAGAAAUACACGGACUGCCUGCAGUUCUAUGUGAACAACACGCUGAAGGAACUAAGGCGGCUCUUCCUGGUCCAGGACCUGGUGGAUUCCUUGAAGUUUGCAGUCCUGAUGUGGCUCCUGACUUAUGUUGGCGCACUCUUCAAUGGCCUGACCCUGCUGCUCAUGGCUGUGGUCUCAAUGUUUACUCUACCUGUAGUGUAUGUUAAGCACCAGGCACAGAUUGACCAAUACCUGGGACUUGUGAGGACCCACAUAAAUGCUGUUGUGGCAAAGAUUCAGGCUAAGAUCCCAGGAGCUAAAAGGCAUGCUGAGUGAACAGACACCCCACCGGGGACUGGACAUACACAAGAAUGUCUGCCGUGGUAACAGCUGUUCUUACAUGUUACUGCAAAUUGAUUGUUUCUUUCCCUACCCCAGUACAAUAAUCUUAGCGACAACCUUUAAAACAGCUGUUUUUAGGCUGUUUCUGUACUCUUAGGAUAUUUGAGUCACUUGUGUCAAGCACUAAAGUAUAGAUAAAAGUGUAUUAGAUGUGGUUUUUAAUUUCGUGUUGCUUAAAAAAAAGUGCAUGAUGGUGAGAGCCCAAGUUAUCUUUCCUUCUUCAGUGUUCUUCUCCUCCUCUCUGCAAUGCUCCUGUAGCUUCUGAUGUUCCCUGUGGCUAGGCCUUUCCUGCCGAGUGCACUGACGCAAUAGUGAAAAUCGCUUCCAUGUCCUUGGGUUGCUGGUUGGAUUAAUCUUUAAUAACAAUAUAUAGAAUUGUAAACUGAUGUUUUAGUGUUUUUCUGACACACACACAACAUAAAAAUGAAAACAGUUGACUGUCCUUAUGGUAAUCAGUUUUGUACAACUUAAAUAAAUGAAUAAACCUCAAACCAACACGCAGUACUUUUGUUGUGUGGGACUGAUGGGCUGAUUUACAUGUAUGGUAAUUAAAAAGUACCAGCAUGUUCACUUUAUUACAAUUUGUAUUACUUACGCUGUAGUUCCUAAUGGACUUAAUUAUGGACUCGAUAUUUGCACUUAUGUACUUGAUACUGAAUGCAUAAAUAAAUGUUACUAAAUGUA